AUGACUACUGCGGAAGUCACCUCACAGCGCCUGCGCACUGCAGCGUCGGCGCGGCCUGGUUGCGAGCCCGCGGCUGGCCGGGGGGCGGGGGCUUGUGGUCGGUCGGGGCGCACCGCGAUGGCGGAGGACGGCCGAGCAAGCGGGAGUGAUCGUCGGCACCACCGGCGCAAACGGCGCUCCACCGAAGACAGGGAGCCGGAGAGGAAGAAGAAGCGGCUGCACCAAGAAGUGAAGAAAAUCAAACACGUCGAAACCUUUUACGAGAAACCACCACCAGGAAUGAUAAAGGAACAUGAUGACAAGCCGGAAGAUUGUAUUCCAGAUCUGCCAGGCAAUGAAGAAGCUCGAGAUUUCUUGGCACACGCUCCAACCAAAGGACUUUGGAUGCCGUUGGGAAAAGAAGUAAAAGUCAUGCAGUGUUGGAGAUGCAAAAAUUUUGGACACAGAACUGGGGAUAGAGAAUGCCCUUACUUCAUUAGUGGAAAUCAGAAAUUGGAACAGUUCAGAGUAGCACAUGAGGAUCCCAUGUACGAUGUAAUCAGAGCAAACAAACGUCAUGAAAAGGAAUCAAGUGGAGCGCAGUCUACCGAAAGCAGAACUUGCCUUCACUAUUCUGCAGUUAACUUCUGUAUCAGCAGUCACUGCUCGGGAGAGGGUGCUGCCAAGGUAAGUAAGCUGGUCCACUGCCUGCAGUUUCUGUCCUGUGACUGUGAUUUUUGGUUAUGUGUACAGUGCAUGAGGGGCAAGCUGGUGCAUGACUUCAGACUUUUUGAUGUUGAUGGUGAGUCCAAAGUUGUCACAAGCCGUGGAGAAUUUGUCCAUAUUGACUUGCAUCUCCGGCUCCGAGCCAGCAUACAAGGCAUAGUAGAGUAAUAUCCGUCAAACAAUUAAUGAAAGACUGCACCAAUUUGGGUGUUCACCCAGUGUGCAAAAGAUAUUAAACUGCCCAAAUACAAAAAGAAAGUAUAAAUAAAUAAAUAAGCAAUAAAUUUCAUCUCAUGUUCUUGAUGAAUCCUUGAAAGUAAGUCCAUAGGUUGUGGAAACAUUUCAUUGAUGGGGCAAGUGAAGUUAUCCCCUUUGGUUCAAGAGCCUGAUCAUUGACAGACCAGAGAGACAUUCUGUGAUGAUCAGGAAACCAAUUGUUUGGAAUCAAAUGACCUUGCCUGUUGUUUCAGAGCUCGGUGCCUCUGACACCCUUUGAUGUGACUUACUUCCACUUUGGAUCUAUAGUUCUGAGCUAACCUAAGAGUCUUGCAGAUUGUACCAAAGUUCACCAGGAAGUAUCUAUUCAGAGAUUGUGAGUUUGCAUAUUCCUUCUGGCAUUUACACUAGGCCCACGCAUGCUCCCAGUGUAGAGCUCAGUGUUUUCAGUGUUGUCCUAGUGCCCUUCUGUUUAGAAUAGUCAAUUUGUAUUUCUUCAUGGAAGUUUUGAGGUCAUUGAAUCUUUUGCUCUGUUCAUUGAUAACCUUUUUCCAAGGCAGAGCUUGCAAAAGAGUGUUAAUUGCAGGAGAUUAAUAUCAGCAGUGUGAGUGAUACUGAAUUCAGUCCUACAACAGAACCACUAUUGGAGAUCACUAAUUUUUUUAUUCACCCUGUAGUUUUGGUCUCACAUUACCACCAUGUAUGAAACAUUUCCCGUAACAGCUUUACUGAAUAACUGGGCAUACUAACUUUAAUCACUGUGAGGGCUAGGACAGGUAUUAUAAAAGUCUGAAAUUUUCUAGGUGUGCACUCUAGAUCAGAAAUUUGUACUUAGCUCAUUUAAAUGAAACCGAGAUGAUGGUAAAACUCACUGCCUACUUUGUAGAUGAAUGUUUAGGGCAUUUCCCUUUGUAAUGGGGUUGGUGGUGAUUGUUGGUUGCCUAGAGUUCUGUCCGAGCUCAACUUAGACUAAUAUUGAAGCGGUCUACCAAUCUACGACUUUACCUGUGAAUCUGCCAGGGUCGUCUGUUGUGUCUGCUGCUCCUGACGUGGCCUCCUCUACGUUGGUGAGACACGUCGUAGAUUGGUAGACCGUUUCAAGCACUUCUGCAUCAUUAGCCACUAACAGGACUUCCUCAGGGUGGAGGAGUAACACCUUACAUUUGGUCAGGGUACCCUCCAACCUGAUGGCAUGAUUAUGGAUUUCUCCUUCCAAUAAACCAUUCACAACCUCCCCCCCCCCCCAUUCCCCACACUGACAUUUUAUUUCUUCUAACCUGCCUAUUGUUUCCCUCUGGGUCCCCUCCUCCUUA
This is a messenger RNA of Mobula hypostoma (lesser devil ray), 2234 nucleotides long. RefSeq names its product RP9 pre-mRNA splicing factor (gene rp9). Gene Ontology annotation, biological process: RNA splicing. The record is from RefSeq and is a predicted model, not a curated record. The transcript is spliced from 6 exons. Lineage: Eukaryota; Metazoa; Chordata; Chondrichthyes; Myliobatiformes; Myliobatidae. Bases 1 to 873 code for a protein of 290 amino acids.